UUUUGCCAAUACUCCAGUUUUUAGCGGAUUGUGUCCGAUAAAACAUAUUACCAUGGCUGCAAAAUACCCAGAAAUUCGUGACCCUACAGCCACUGACCUGUCAAUCCUUUGCCUGAAUCAUCCUCCCCUCCUAGAUUUCAUCGAUAAAAUAACAACGCUCGAAUCUUGCCUUGGUCAUGGUGCAUUGGUGUCGUUCUUAAGGGAAAAAUUGACACAAAUUUCUACGCUGUAAAAUUUCUCCCUAACCAAACGGACGAAAAGGCACGUCGCGAGUUCGACAUUCCACUCACCCUUAAAAAACACAACAAUAUUUGUCGAAUUUAUAAAUUCGUCGAGAAUAAAGUCUUGUCGCCUUCUCAAGUGGAAAAUAUUAUCCAAUUAUCGGACCCCACUAUUGAAGCUACAUAGAUACAAAACUGAACAACGCAAAGGGGUCCCCGUGAAAUGGACGUGCAUUCAAAUGGAACUUUGCGGAUGGAGUUUGCGACAUUGGCUGCACAAAUUCAACCCAUCCAAAGACUUGAUUUAUACCCAAAUGAAGCAAGCCGCCAUUGUGGAAGACCUGAUUGAGGGGAUGCUAUUCUUGCAUAAGAAUUACGUCAUACAUCGUGACCUUAAACCAGAAAACAUUAUGUUCUCCUGGUUCGAGUACGAACUGCCAGUUAAAAUUGGAGAUUCUGGCCUCGCAAGAUGGAUCCUCCCAGAAGAUCGCAGCACGUUCACGAGCAAUGUCGGAACGAGAUCUUAUAUGGCACCGGAAAUACGCUAUGGAAAGUACUCGUACCAGGCAGACAUUUAUUCUUUGGGGUUAAUUAUCUGGGAAACAACGGCAUUAAUCCCGCCUAAUGAAAGUCUCAGUUUAUUCAACAAAUUAGUGUAUGAUAAAGACGAGAAAUUAGUACAAGAACAUCCCCUCCUUGGUAUAAGGCUAAAACAAUUUAUCAUAUCCUGCACUAAGAGGAGCCCGAUCGACAGAUUAAAAAGUAUAACUAAGGCCUCCAAACUACUGAAUAUCAAGAAAAUUAAAAUUCCCCGACAAGAAAUCCUUGCGAGAACAAGUGAAGAGUUACAACUAUGUCUCAAAUUUGUUUCAAGUGGAUGCACCAUCCGAUUGGUAGAGACAACCUAUUUCGGUGGAAUUGUCCUGCACAUGGACAAAGUGAGUAUUAUUGGUCAAGGAUCAAACACCGUUAUUGAUUUACGUCCCACAAGAAACAUCCACCUAGCUGCAAGUCAUUGUACCCUUUCAAAGUUGAAAGUCGCUUGUCAUGCAAAAGGGGAGACUCCAAAUAUAUUGGUAACAAGGUCACAUAAUAAAAUAAAUGACAUCAUAGUUACACUAGCCGUGUAUCAGAGUGACUAUCGCGCAGAUGAAGAACCCAACUCGUGUGGAAUUAUUGUGCAGGGCGAUAACCAUAUGUUGCAACGCGUAACGAUUGAAAACACGACGUCGGAGUACUUUCUAAUUUAUACUUAUUGCCGACCAAACUUGGACAUUUCUGAUUUGUAUGUCACGAAAGGACAAGUUCAAAUAGUCAUUUCCGGCGACUAUGGUUCCCUUAAGCGUAUUGGCCAGUCGAUCCUGCUAGAUAAUCCCCUUCAAAAUAAUUCGUUAAUUCCAGACUCGCGAAACGAACUAUUUUGUCAAGGAGAUUUUCCCACAGAAUUGGGAAUAUCUGUUGGAGGAUUAAAUUGUAAUCUGGACGAAAUAAAAUGUAAAGGUGUCCUAGUUUCUGCAAACAAUGGGACCCUUCACAAUGUGCAAUGCUCAGAUAAGAUUGCAAUUGCAGACGGACUUGAAGUAAUUGCAUUGAAGAAAUGUGAAGCAAAAUUGCUCGAAACAAAUUCACCAGUCUUCAUAACAGAUUGUAAGCUCGGCGCCGUAUCGAACUCUAACGUAGAAUGGAAUCAAUUUAGAAAAUUGUACCCACGGCGUUUUGGGGAUUUUUACGUUUAUCUUCACGAUAUAUACGAGAAUGUGAUGAACAGAUAAGUACGUAUGGGUUAUUAAGGUUGCCUUGGCUGGGGUCUUUUCAAUCACAAUAUUAUUAAAAUCAUGUCAUGAAGGAAAUGUUAAGUUAGCAAAUUAUCUAUGCAACAUGAACCUUAUUACGCAGAAAUCUUUUCAUUAGUUUAGCAGAAGAUAAAUGAAAAAUUUACUCAAAAUUUACUCAAAAAUUUAUGAUUACCUAAAAAUACUAAAUUAUAUUAUUCAAAGAAUAAUUAAUUAGAACUCAUUUAUAUGUAUAUGUAAAUUAGAUAAUAAUUGUGCUCUAUGGGUAUUCCUUAGAAAAAUAAUCUAUCAAGAAUAAUUUUACGCAUACAUAGGUUAGAUAAUUCCAGACUAGUAAUUUGUAUAGUUAUAACUAUCUAUGUAAGUUACACUAACUGCACACAAUCACAUUUACUCACGGCUAAGUUUUCUCUUUCCUGUUCUGCAAAACUAUGUUUGAGAGGGGGGAGGGGCCUGAAGCCAAAACCUACCCAUUUCAAUUUUUGCUAGGUUGUGGGAUCCAGACACUUGAUAAUUUUUUGUGACAGGCUUUUUUCCCUAAAUUUGUUAAAUGUAUGCACUC
Messenger RNA from Folsomia candida, 2576 nucleotides. RefSeq lists its product as uncharacterized. NCBI's taxonomy places the organism in Eukaryota, Metazoa, Arthropoda, Collembola, Entomobryomorpha, Isotomidae. The transcript is spliced from 2 exons. Gene Ontology annotation, molecular function: ATP binding; protein kinase activity. Bases 461 to 1993 code for a protein of 510 amino acids. The record is from RefSeq and is a predicted model, not a curated record. Gene Ontology annotation, biological process: protein phosphorylation.